Messenger RNA from Phialemonium atrogriseum, 640 nucleotides. RefSeq names its product CENP-S associating centromere protein X-domain-containing protein. Lineage: Eukaryota; Fungi; Ascomycota; Sordariomycetes; Cephalothecales; Cephalothecaceae. The record is from RefSeq and is a predicted model, not a curated record. The coding region runs from base 132 to 572 and encodes 146 amino acids. The transcript has 2 exons. Gene Ontology annotation, cellular component: FANCM-MHF complex. Gene Ontology annotation, biological process: kinetochore assembly; DNA repair; replication fork processing.
CGUCUUCAAUACACCUUUCGAUUGGUGUUGUAACUCGGAUUCGAGCUUACAACUCCCGAUUGAUCUUGUCCGUAUACGCGCCCUUCUUCUUCUUCACACCAGCAGCCACAUCUGACUCUCAGCCCGACACCAUGCCAGCUAAGCAAGCCGGAACGAAAAGCACGGCAGGGCGCGGGCGCGCCUCCACGUCCAAGACCGGCGCCGCCGCGUCCUCCUCGACCGGCGCCGGCAGCAAGCGGGCGCGCAGGGGCCGGUCCUCAGCGGCCGAUCGCGCAGAGGAUGUAGAGGAAGUUGGGUCGGACGAGGGUGGCGGCGGCGCGGACGACGACGAGGCGGAGGAGGAGGAAGAUCAGCAGAAGACGAUCCCGCCCGAGCUGCUGACGCGCCUGCUCCACGAGUUCUUUGAGAAGGACGGAACGCGGGUCACGAGGGACGCGAAUGCGGCGGUCGCGAGGUACAUGGAUAUCUUCGUGCGGGAGGCGAUAGCGAGGUCGGCGGCCGAGAGAGACGGCAAGUUCAUGGAGGUGGAGGAUCUCGAAAAGGUUGCACCGCAGCUACUGCUUGAUCUUUGAUGGCGUCCUAUGACGGCCAUCAUGCCGAGCCCAGAUAUGGAAUUCACCCGGUUGUGGCUGACUGUAUC